Molecule: messenger RNA, 1697 nt
Organism: Triplophysa dalaica
Lineage: Eukaryota; Metazoa; Chordata; Actinopteri; Cypriniformes; Nemacheilidae
Product: retinol dehydrogenase 7-like
Exons: 5
Coding region: 132-1091 (319 amino acids)
Molecular function (GO): oxidoreductase activity
Source: RefSeq, a predicted model, not a curated record
GGGGCAUCAGACAGUGGUGCGUAUAAAAUUAAAAGUGGCUUCUUGAGUUCAAGUUCAGUCGUCGUGAGCUGUAGAUACACUCAUCCCACCGGGAACUCAUCGGGAAGUUUAUUCGGGAGAAGCUGACAGCCAUGUUUCUGUACAUUUGUGGUUUGGUGGUCCUGUAUUACAUUGUGAGAUGGUACCGGGAGCGUGAAAGAGUUCCAGACAGAGGGAAUAAGUACGUUUUCAUCACGGGGUGUGACUCUGGCUUUGGAAAGCUCCUCACAAGCCAUCUGGAUAAGUGCGGAUUCUGCGUUGUGGCAGCGUGCUUGACGGAGAAGGGAGAGGAGGAGCUGAAAAAGUCUUGUUCGUCUCGGUUGUCUACCGUGCAUCUCAAUGUCACAAAGUCUGAGAGCAUUGAUAAAGCAUUUGCUUUUAUCAAGAACCUGGUUGGAGAGAAGGGUUUAUGGGCUUUGGUGAAUAAUGCUGGUGUAGCUCUACCAUCGGGCCCUGAUGAUUGGCUGACACUGCAAGACUAUGAGAUCAUGCUGGAUGUCAACCUUAAUGGGGUCAUCGGUGUGACCCUCAGCGUCCUGCCGCUCAUCAAAAAGGCCAGAGGUCGCGUGGUUAACGUCGCAAGCGUGUUCGGAAGAAUAAGUCCUUUCGGUGGCCCAUAUUCUGUGUCGAAAUAUGGCGUGGAAGCUUUUAAUGACACUCUCAGGAGGACCUUGUAUUACUUUGGUGUGAAGGUUCUGUGCAUUGAACCAGGAUUCUUCAAAACCAACGUGACGGAUGUUGACCUACAUAUCAGAAAUGUGAGGCAGCUUUGGGAAAAGAUACCAGAGGAGACCAAAGAGGAAUAUGGACAUGAUUAUGUUGAUAAAGUGGAAAACGUGAUGAAAGAGAAAUUCUCCAAAAUGCCAGACGGCAAUCUGAUGAAGGUGGUGAGCUGUAUGGAGCACGCCGUCUCUGCUGUCCGUCCACGUACCCGUUAUUCCCCGGGGUGGGAUGCUAAGUUUUUCUGGCUGCCGCUCUCUUACCUCCCCACUUGCAUCUCUGACUACCUGCUGCUCAAAGAUGCUGUUAGACCAGCCAAAUGUGUGAUGUGAACAUCCUUGAGGCCAUUAGCAACGUGGACUGUUGUGCUAUAUCAUAUCCAUGCAUAGAUGUUGGAGGCUUUUGCAAUGGCACUCUUGGCAUAACUGGCACAAAGUCUUCUUAUGUAAAACAUUAAUGGAUAUAAAUAUCAGUAGAGGCACCCUUUCUUUUGACUUCAUGCCGUUGGGAUUACUCCCUCUUACAAGCAAAUUUAAACUGUUUGAUUUGAUAAUGCACCAAAAUCCAUUAUAAAUCUAAACAGUUUUUGGCUAUUAUCACUUAACUCAAAUUUCACACAGUAGUAAACAAAGGGUUAAGGCAACAACAAGUCCAUAUCACAGCCAAUAGUGUCACAGACUAAAGGUCAAAUAAAUCAAGAUGUCAAGGUUUAGUUGAUGCAAGCCUGUGGCCUUGACUUGUUGAUAUGAGAUCAUGAUGAAAUGCUUCACGUAAAGGUUUUUUCAGUGUUUGUGGGAAGAAAAAAGCUUUCUGAUAUUUUUUAAGUGAUUAUUGGCCAAUCGGAAUGGGUCCUGCGAACCCUUUGCUUACCAUUUGUAAAAUGUAAAAUAAAGGAGACGUUGAUGUCUUUAAACACCAAUGCUGGUGAUUUGAUCUUU